Messenger RNA from Drosophila yakuba, 801 nucleotides. RefSeq names its product LON peptidase N-terminal domain and RING finger protein 3. The transcript has a single exon. Gene Ontology annotation, cellular component: nucleus. Gene Ontology annotation, biological process: interstrand cross-link repair; protein ubiquitination. NCBI's taxonomy places the organism in Eukaryota, Metazoa, Arthropoda, Insecta, Diptera, Drosophilidae. The record is from RefSeq and is a predicted model, not a curated record. The coding region runs from base 145 to 621 and encodes 158 amino acids. Gene Ontology annotation, molecular function: ubiquitin protein ligase activity.
GUCGAUUUCGUGCAACGUUAAAAUUAGUGUUUGGCAACAUUAUUCAACACUACAAAGGGACUGCUGUCAAAAAUGAUUGUUUCUGAUAUCUCAAACAAAACUAGUGUGUAACAUUUUCAAAUAUUAUUUCACAUUGAAAAGGCGAUGGAUAAAAAAGAUAUUACAAAGAUGUUAAAAAAAAAACUCAUAACUGAAAUUAAUAAGGAGAGAAAACAGAACCAGCUAAAGGACGAAAUUAUCCGGGAUAAACUCGAGUUUAAAAAGCGUGUGCCUGAUCUGCGACGCCAACUGGACAUAGAGAAGACCAAAACGAAGGCGUUGCGACUGAAGCUAUCGGCGCAGGACACGGAUGCGAAUGCUGAAGAGAAGUUCAAGCUGUCUUUGAAACUACAGAAGAUCGCCAAAGAAAACAAGUGCUACAUCUGCCACUUGAAGUAUGAGGUUACUGGAGGACAUCGCCCAGUUUCCAUCAAGUGCGGUCACCUUUUCGGUGAGAAUUGCAUCCUUGCUCACUUGGAUUGUAACAAUCAAUGCCCCAUCUGUAAAUCACUGACUGACACUAUGGACAUUCGCUUCAUUAUAGCAGGCCAAAAUUUGUGCACGGCUGAAUUAAUGGAAUGAACAUAUUAAUAUUAAGUGCUUUAAGUUGGAUACAACAAAAAAAAAUGCAAGCAAAAGAGAAAGUAGCAAUUUAAGUAAUUUGCGAGCACUAAUGAAUAUGGUCAAUUAUAAUUUUUAUGGGAUGCUUAUGUAACAAACGCAACUCGUUAAAUGAUUAAAUCCUCAUAAUCGUGUUCUCAA